Molecule: messenger RNA, 675 nt
Organism: Symbiodinium necroappetens
Lineage: Eukaryota; Dinophyceae; Suessiales; Symbiodiniaceae
Source: the annotation of a GenBank genome assembly
AUGGGAAAGGCGAAGCAUCAGGUCACAGCCGACGGGCGCUGCAAGCGCGAGCGCAAGAAAGAUGCAACACGGGAGGAGGUGAUCGAAUCCUGGAGAUGCGACCAGUGCAACUUCGAAAAUGAUGCCUCCUUACCCUUCUGCGAGAUGUGUGGUGCGUCGCGCAAAGAUCGCGAAGAGGACAGCGAAGGCGACGACAUUGCGGAAUGGUCCUGCAACGUCUGCUCUUUCAAGAACAUUGGGCUUUUGCCUUACUGUGAAGUUUGCGAGGCACCUCGAUCUGGCGGCGACUCCUCAGCGGCUGCAUCUGCGGAGGCUGAGUGGGAGUGCCCGCUUUGCUCCUUCCGCAACCCGAGCCAUCGGACUGCGUGUGCGAUGUGCAACGCCCCACGCCCGGCGGCAGCACGGGCUACGCCCGCAACGGGUAGCAGUGCGUCGCAGCCUGCUCCAGCAGAGCCCGCAGAAGAAGAAGAGCCGGCCCCCUGCACAGAUGAGGAGCGCCGGCUGCUGAUGUCCAUGGGUUGGAACCCCGAAGAUGGGGAUGAAGAAGAGGGGCUGGAGGACUGGGAGAUCGAUGCCGCUCAAGAGAAUCUCAUCGGACGGGUGCAAGCGAGGGCAGACCGCGAAGGUUUGCGAGAACGAGCCCAGCGGGAAUUCGAAGCCUGGAAGGCCCAGUGA